Scomber japonicus (chub mackerel) is the source of this 3387-nucleotide messenger RNA. RefSeq names its product neuronal PAS domain protein 2 (gene npas2). Gene Ontology annotation, cellular component: CLOCK-BMAL transcription complex; cytoplasm; nucleus. The record is from RefSeq and is a predicted model, not a curated record. The transcript has 22 exons. Gene Ontology annotation, biological process: regulation of transcription by RNA polymerase II; circadian regulation of gene expression. Lineage: Eukaryota; Metazoa; Chordata; Actinopteri; Scombriformes; Scombridae. Gene Ontology annotation, molecular function: protein dimerization activity; RNA polymerase II cis-regulatory region sequence-specific DNA binding; DNA-binding transcription factor activity, RNA polymerase II-specific. The coding region runs from base 447 to 3116 and encodes 889 amino acids.
GGAGGAUGUGGAGUACCGUGCCUGGAAAAUACACGGACACUAGCCGCAACUAGCAAGUGAGCACGAACGAACGAAUUGAGUCGCGUGUAUGUUGAUAAAUUAGGACUGCCAAAAGCCGCAGACAGUUCACCGGCGAUUAAUAACAGCGCAUUAUUAACUUAGCGUUGUUAUGCAAUUUAACGCUUUCGGUGCUCUCUCUCCUGGUCAGUCGGGCGCUGGGAGUUGCGCUCAGCUGCUAUGCUGUAGUUAAAAAAAUGACUGGAUUGUUUAAAGUUAAGUGUCGAGCUUUAUGUCUACCGGAGACUCAUUUUAAAGGAUUUGACGUUUCUUUGGUGGAUUCGGAGAGGUGGUGGCUGUAGGUUUUUUCAAAAGAGUGUUCAGACGAGGUCAGCGCGGAUGGGACUUAAAAGACUUCAGAAAGGGCCUGGUUGGGAAAGGGAGUGAGUAUGGACAACCUUUCUGACUUCGGUGGCCCCUGUCCAUCCUCCCACAGGGAAUGGGACACCAACAGCUGCGCGGACGAUUUAAUGGAUGAAGAUGAAAAAGACAGGGCAAAAAGGGCAUCCCGUAACAAAUCGGAAAAGAAAAGAAGAGACCAAUUCAAUGUGCUCAUCAAGGAGCUAUGCACCAUGCUGCAGGGUCAGGGCCAUCCGCGCAAAAUGGACAAAUCCACCAUAUUGCAGAGAACUAUUGACUUCUUGCAGAAACAGAAAGAUAUCACUGCACAGAAUGAAACUUGUGACGUGAGACAAGACUGGAAACCUUCAUUCCUCAGUAAUGAGGAAUUCACUCAGCUAAUGCUGGAGGCCCUCGAUGGUUUCUUGGUAGCAUUAACAACAGAUGGAAACAUCAUAUAUGUAUCUGACAGUGUGUCUUCACUUAUGGGCCAUUUACCGUCAGAUAUGGUGGACCAAAAUAUCUUGAAUUUCCUCCCGGAGCGUGAACAUGGUGAGGUGUAUAAGCUGCUAUCAUCCCACAUGCUGAUGACUGACCCCAUUGCUGCUGACUUCCUUGACAGUGAGACACAUAUUGAAUUUUGCUGUCAUCUAGCCAGAGGUAACAUUGACCCAAAGGAGCCGCCUGUAUACGAGUAUGUCAAGUUUGUUGGAGAUUUCAAGUUUCAUAACAAUGUGCCUACAUCUUCUUGUAACGGGCUUGAGUUGACGUUACCAAGAAGCCUGCAGUCAUCGCUGGAGGAGCAGGUCUGCCUCAUAGCUACUGUACGAUUAGUCACUCCACAGUUUCUAAAGGAUUUGUGUAAUGUGGAUGAUCCCUGUGACGAAUUCACAUCCAGACACAGCCUUGAAUGGAAGUUCCUGUUUUUAGAUCACAGAGCUUCACCAAUCAUCGGCUAUUUACCCUUUGAGGUUCUUGGAACUUCUGGCUAUGAUUACUAUCAUGUGGAUGACCUGGAGCUUAUAGCUCAAUGUCAUAAGCAAUUAAUGCAGUUUGGAAAGGGUAAAUCCUGCUACUAUCGCUUUCUGACCAAAGGCCAGCAGUGGAUCUGGUUGCGGACGCACUACUACAUCACCUACCACCAGUGGAACUCCAAACCCGAGUUCAUCGUCUGUACUCACACUGUUGUCAGUUAUGCUGAAGUGCGAGCUGAAAGGAGGAGAGCAUUCGGCCUUGAGGAGUUGUCUCCACCUGAGAUAGCUCCCUCGUCUGUCAAGGCUCAGGAGCUGUACUUGGACAUCUGCUCUACACUGGACCCUCCGCGGGACCGAAACAACGGCGCACGUUCGGUAUCCUCCCACAGCUCCCGGAAAUCCUCCCACACAGCGCUGUCAGACUCUGCAUCAGCUAACUCCUACACUGAGCCCUGCACACCAUCAUGGCAGUCUGUGUCCAUGGGGACAGAGAAGACGGCUCCCAGACUCCAACCUAGUAGUUCUAAGAAUUUGGCACAAAGGCAAAAUUCCUUUGACCUCGUUCCCCAACUGAGCCUUCCCCUUUCUCCCACCUGCAGCAAGCACUCCGCAAUGCAAACACAGCAGCAGCAACAGCAGCAGCAGCAGUCUGUCUAUCAGCUGCAGCAGCCCCAGCUCGGUGUAAUGAACCAGCUGAAGGAACAGCUGGAGGAGAGGACACGCAUUCUGCAAGCUGACAUUAAGACGCAGCAGCAGGAGCUGCACGACAUAAAGGAAAAGCUUCACCUCGCUAAUAUCCAGAUGUUAUUACAGCAGCCUAUCCACAAUGACUUCGGUCAGCCCCAGCAGCCCCAGCAGCCCCUGCAGCCCCAGCAGCCUCAGCAGCCCCAGCAGCCCCAGCAGCAGGGCCCAGGCCGGCCUGUCCAGCAGAGCCAGUCAGGGGUCAUCAGGCAGCUCUCGAGCCACCCUAAACCACCGUCCUGUGGGUCCCACAGUGGGUCUCCUCACUCACUCCUGAGAGAGAACAGCUCACCUUCGACGCAGGUCCAGCAGAGGAUUGCACGGAGCAGCCAAGUGCAGUCAGUGAGUUUACCGGUGCAGACCAAUACCAGUUUGACGAUGCCCUUCUACAGCAACCCCAUGAUGUUCUCUCAGACCAACACGAGGCCUCUGCAGGACGCAAACCAAAGACACACAGACAGCGAGUUCAGCCAAGAUGGGCAACUACGCAUGCUCCUCAACCAGCCAAUGCAGACACUGGUCCCAACUAGCAGUGUAACCUCACAAGCUUCCCAGUGCAACAUGGGAAUUUCCCAAACCAUAUACACCUUGGAGCAGCAGAUCCUCGCCCCGUCAUUCUCCAUGCAACAGGUCAACUGCAACGCCGUCCUCGUGCCCUCUCCGGUUUUCACAUCCCCCAUCAUGAUCCCUCACAACAGUUUCAUCACACACCAGUCCCAGUCGGCCUACCCCACUCAGCCUCAGGCUUCUCAGCACUCCCUGCAGCUACAGCAGCCCCAGCAGUUCUUUCAGAUGACUCAAGGACUUGUGCACAGCGGACCUACUCCAGCAUUCUUACACACCACUAAUGUCCCGCAGCAAGGCACUGUGGAAUACAUCCAGCAGCAGCCGCAAACACAGCAACUGCAGCAAGCGCAACAGCCUCAACAGCAGCAAAGACAAUACCAACAUUCCCAAAACCAGACUGGCAGCGUGUCAGACUUCCGAAAUAUGCUGACUCGGUAGCGCUGCGGACUGCGUCAGAGCGCUGAGAUCUCCCUCGGUGUUGUCGCCCGCGCUGGCGUCAGCACGCUGUGGCAUUUAGAAGUCAAAAAACGUUGACCUCGAGAUGUGCGGCGGAAACACUUGAAAGCAGGAAAAUUGCUUGUAGUGACCUAACGUUUGUGGUCUGUGCGUCACUGGAGCGAAACCACAAGCAGAGGCUGCACUGACCUGAUGUCACUGCCAGGAUCUGAGGAGACUCUGAGGUGCAGGACCUUCAUCGCUGGGCCGCUGC